Messenger RNA from Trichomycterus rosablanca, 2278 nucleotides. RefSeq names its product ATP-binding cassette, sub-family F (GCN20), member 2a (gene abcf2a). The transcript has 15 exons. NCBI's taxonomy places the organism in Eukaryota, Metazoa, Chordata, Actinopteri, Siluriformes, Trichomycteridae. Bases 116 to 1945 code for a protein of 609 amino acids. Gene Ontology annotation, molecular function: ATP hydrolysis activity; ATP binding. The record is from RefSeq and is a predicted model, not a curated record.
GCCUGACGCGGUCUAGCUGCGAGCCAUGAGCCCGUUCCUCUCGUGCUAGCUUCAGCCGGGCUGUUCAACCACAAGAAGAGGCUUUUUAUCAGUGUAACCCGGGUCCACAGUCACAAUGCCGUCCGAUUUAGCCAAGAAGAAGGCAGCAAAGAAGAAAGAGGCCGCCAAAGCCCGUCAGCGGCCGAAGAAAGCAGAUGAGUUGAACGACGAGGGGGAGAAACCCGAGGAGCAAGAGAACGGUGUGAAUGGUGAAAAUGGUGUUGCUGCGAUAACAAAAGAGCUCGAUGAGUUUGAGCUGAAAAAGACAGAAGCACGUGCCGUAACAGGGGUGCUGGCGUCCCACCCCAACAGCACAGAUGUGCACAUCAGCAGUCUCUCCCUAACCUUCCAUGGGCAAGAGUUGCUCAACGAUACCUGUCUGGAGCUGAAUUCGGGUCGCCGCUAUGGUCUCAUUGGCCUCAAUGGAACAGGUAAAUCCAUGUUGCUCUCGGCUAUUGGCCACAGAGAAGUGCCCAUCCCAGAGCACAUUGACAUCUACCACCUGACACGUGAGAUGGCUCCCAGUGAGAAGACAGCACUUCAGUGCGUCAUGGAGGUCGACGACGAAAGAAUUAAGCUCGAGAAAGAAGCAGAGAGACUUGCUCAUGAAGACGCUGAGUGUGAGAAGCUGAUGGAGCUGUACGAACGACUUGAGGAGCUGGACGCAGAUAAAGCAGAGAUGCGAGCCUGUCGUAUCCUCCACGGUCUCGGCUUCACCAAGGCCAUGCAACAGAAAAAGCUCAAAGACUUCAGUGGUGGAUGGAGAAUGCGUGUUGCUCUCGCUAGAGCGCUGUUUCUCAAACCUUUCAUGCUUCUCUUGGAUGAGCCCACAAACCACCUGGACCUUGAUGCUUGCGUGUGGCUGGAGGAAGAACUGAAAGAAUUCAAACGAAUUUUGGUCUUGAUAUCACACUCUCAAGACUUCCUCAAUGGUGUGUGCACCAACAUCAUGCACUUACACCAGCGUAAGCUGAAGUAUUACACGGGUAACUAUGACCAGUAUAUAAAAACCAGAGAGGAACUGGAGGAGAACCAAAUGAAACGCUUCAACUGGGAACAAGACCAGAUCACUCAUAUGAAGAACUACAUAGCACGGUUUGGUCACGGCUCGGCCAAGCUGGCCCGUCAGGCUCAGAGCAAAGAAAAAACGCUGCAGAAGAUGGUGGCGUCUGGAUUGACUGAACGUGUUGUGAAUGACAAGACGCUGUCGUUUUAUUUUCCAUCUUGUGGAAAGAUCCCUCCUCCAGUCAUCAUGGUUCAGAAUGUCAGCUUCAGAUAUUCAGCUGAUUCGCCAAUUAUUUACAAAAACCUGGAGUUUGGAAUUGACUUGGAUACCCGGGUGGCCCUUGUGGGGCCCAACGGAGCCGGCAAAUCGACUCUCCUGAAGCUGUUAACUGGGGAGGUCCUCCCCACUGAUGGAAUGAUCAGAAAGCACUCCCAUGUCAAGAUUGGUAGAUACCACCAGCAUCUGACCGAGCAGCUUGAACUGGACCUGUCGCCUUUAGAGUACAUGAUGAAGUGCUACCCAGAGAUCAAAGAGAAAGAAGAGAUGAGGAAGAUCAUCGGCCGCUAUGGCCUCACGGGCAAGCAGCAGGUGAGCCCCAUCAGGAACCUUUCAGAUGGUCAGAAAUGUCGUGUCUGCUUUGCCUGGUUGGCCUGGCAGACCCCUCACAUGCUCUUCCUGGAUGAGCCGACCAAUCACUUGGAUAUCGAGACCAUUGAUGCUUUGGCUGAUGCAAUUAAUGACUUUGAAGGGGGGACGAUGCUGGUCAGCCACGAUUUCCGACUCAUUCAGCAGGUAGCUCAGGAGAUCUGGGUUUGUGAAAAUCAGACCAUCACCAAGUGGAAUCGGGACAUCUUGGCUUACAAAGAACAUCUGAAAGCCAAAAUUGACAAGCAUAUAUGAUGAAUCACUCGCAUCGUUACCACACACACGACAGUCUGCAAGCCAUGCAUGCGGCUGAGGCACCGUCUACUACCAAGUCAUCUACUGUCUGGCUUUGUUGGCUUUUCGUUGGCUUAUUCUUGACUAGUUAAAGUACCACAUUGAGACGAGCGUGCACUUAAGCAUAUUUUCAAAGUACAUUCAUUUUACAGCAGUUCAACAGAGGACGAGCUGAUAUGACUAAGUAUGUUUACUUAAGCUCUUAAAGAGCUUUUAUUUUCAUCUUUUAUUUAAUGCUGUUUCUGCAAUAAUGUAAUUGUCUGAACAAACAUGAAUAAACUUUUUUUGCCAGUA